Molecule: messenger RNA, 1328 nt
Organism: Culex pipiens pallens (northern house mosquito)
Lineage: Eukaryota; Metazoa; Arthropoda; Insecta; Diptera; Culicidae
Exons: 1
Coding region: 303-1052 (249 amino acids)
Source: RefSeq, a predicted model, not a curated record
AAGAGUGACUUUUAUUAUCUGUGAUUCAGAUGAAGAUUUAACCGUGCUUCAACCGAUUUCCCGACUAUAACAAAAGUUGGAGUUGUAAAGUCCCGUGUGCUGCAGCCGAAGUACGUGGAGUACGCGCAAUUCGCCAACUUGCUGAGGAAUUACAAGGCGAUAAAGUUUUGCUGAAACGAGUCAUAUUCCAUCCCAGGCCACGCCAUUUUGCUGCUAAAUCGUAUAGUGGCACUCACGGUUCAUUCCACGGUUCACUCGCUGUUACACAUACUACUGCCAUCAGAACCAAAACAAACCCAACGAUGAGCUUCAAGCGAUCGAGGGAAGACUUGACCACAUCGGACCCGGAGGAAGAGCCUGUGCAAUCUCUGGAUGAGCUCUUUUCUCGAAUGAAAACGAUGUUCGAGAAAACCAACGCGAGGAUUGAAAACUGUAAGUCGGAUCUACAGUCAGAGUUUGCCGUUCUUCGCGAAGACAUGCAGCAGUUCAAAACCGAGUGCUCCAACAAUGUCAACAAGCUGUCUGCUGAUCUAUCCAAAACCCGGGACAACGUCAGCCUCAACUAUGAACGGAUCCUCGUCUGCGGGAAACUGAAUGAUCUGCUGCUGUCUGGUGUGCCCUAUCAGUCUUCAGAAAACAUCUCUAACUACGUCAGGAGCGUCUCACUUGCUUUGGGCUACAGUGAUCAAGACCGUCCUUUGAUUUACACGAAAAGGCUGGCUCGCCUUCCAAUCGCUGAUGGUACUGCUCCCCCUUUGCUGCUUCAGUUUACCUUCAGAGCAGCACGAGAUGAAUUUUACCGACGAUAUCUCUCGUCGCGUAACCUGUCGUUGUCACACCUGGGUUUUUCUGUCAACAAGCGGAUCUACCUGAACGAGAAUCUGACAGAACUCGCUAGAUCGAUCAAAGGGAGUGCUCUCAAAAUGAAAAAGGACGGCAAACUGCACAGUGUCUUCACCAAGGACGGAUUCGUGCAAGUGAAGGACCGCGCGGAGGAUGAAGCUCGGCCAGUACAUUCUGUGGAGCAGCUGGCCAACAAACCCUUUCCUUGAAAACGCCCUCUUUUCCUUCCCACAACAUCCAUGAUUCCUUUCCUUAAUCCCGGUGUUUCAGUCCUUCCUGAAAGUUAGACCCUUCCUGAACAAGUUAUUCAUCUUCCUUCUAAGUUAAUCCUUGACUCCUAUCCUUAGUUAGUCCGUGACUCCUUCCUUCCUAAAAGUCUUCUGGUGAACGUGGUGUACUGACUGCUGGAGUGCUGGGAAUGCUGCUGGAGUGGGAAUGCUGCUGGACUGCUGGGAAUGCUGCUGGAGGGAUGUGAAUGCUGUUGC